UUUCUGUCCUCACAAGGAGAGUCAGGGAGGGAGGGGGUGAUGAUGCUGCAGACUGACGUUCCCCCUCAAAAGAAGAAGUUGUGGGGGGCCGGUGUGAGCGGGACAUGCUGGAUGAAGGACUCUACGCUGCACAUGAUCGGAGCCCCGCUGUGGUGAGCCGAGAUGAUUCCUGCGCUCAUCUGUGCUUUGGUGUCAGUCAGCGUGGCGGAGAACGCCUUAGACGUCCUGUACCCGGACCUGGAGGUCUCCAGAACCAUCUAUGUCACAGAGGAUGGCCCUCGACUCACACUGGUGGCAGAACAAUCCAAGGUGGUUUCAAGACGAGGCGGAAACGUGACUCUACCCUGCAAGAUCCAGAGGGACCAAUCUCUGGCACCCAGUCGUAAGAUGAGGAUUAAAUGGACCAAACUGACCUCUGACUACCUGAAAGAGGUGGACGUGUUUGUUGCCAUGGAUUACAAUAAAAAGAGUUUUGGGAGUUUCCAUGGACGGGUUCACCUUCAAAGCUCCUCUCCAGUGGAUUGUUCUCUGGUCAUCACAGACAUAACCCUGGAGGAUUAUGGGAAAUAUAAGUGUGAAGUCAUUGAUGGGCUGGAGGAUGGAACGGUGGUGGUUUCCCUGGACCUUGAAGGCGUCAUCUUCCCUUACUUCCCACGGCUGGGUCGCUACAACCUCAACUUCUACGACGCGGAGCGGGCGUGUCGAGACCAAGACGCCAUCGUGGCAUCCUUUGACCAGCUGUACGAUGCGUGGCGGGGGGGCAUGGAUUGGUGCAAUGCCGGCUGGCUGAGUGAUGGUACUGUGCAGUAUCCCAUCACCACCCCCAGAGAACCCUGUGGGGGCAAAGACACCACCCCAGGCAUUCGCAACUAUGGUGUGAGAGACAAGGACAAGAGUCACUACGACGUCUUCUGCUUCACCUCCUACCACACAGGUCGUUUCUACUACCUGAUCCAUCCUUCCAAGCUGACCUACGACGAAGCAGUGAGAGCUUGUCAAAAAGAUGGCGCUCAGAUCGCCAAGGUCGGCCAGAUGUUUGCCGCCUGGAAGCUGCUGGGCUACGACCGCUGCGAUGCAGGCUGGUUGGCAGACGGGAGUGUACGUUAUCCCAUUUCCCGCCCCCGGAGGCGCUGCAGUCCCACCGAAGCUGCGGUGAGGUUCAGCGGCUUCCCCGACAAGAAGCACAAGCUGUAUGGAGUCUACUGCUUCAAGGGCAACAACUGAGCGCCCAGGAGCUUUCUGCAAGCAGCUGCAAACAGUACACAAGCAUGCACCAAACAUCACAGCAGAGGACAGAAACAGGAGGUAUGGAGUCAAACUGUGAUGCUUUAGUUGUAGAAAAAGUGAUGCCAGCUGAGUCAUGUUUCUGAAUCUCACGAAGGACAGUUUACACAUCUGUAAUUAUUGAAUCAAGCCUUUUAGAGGGUCACCAUAACUACAGCCAUCCUGUCAUCCAGAGCCGGACUAGAAAACUGUGAAGACCUGACUGUUGGAGGAACUCGAUGUGCUUCGGUCAAACGCUGAACCACAGCUCCUCCUGUACGCGUCAGAAAACACGCCCAGCACAGCUAAGCCAUUCCUCGCCGUCCGAUCUGAACAAGGUGCUCCAACUGGUACUUUGUACUUCACCUGCAGUCCAGUAUUUGAUGUUUUUGUACAAGUCUUUUGGACCAAACAGAAAACAGGAAGUGUUUCAGUGUCAUGUCUUUUCUGUAGGAAGUGGUAAUCUAGAACAUGUAUUUCUGUUCAUUUGUGUUUUCAUGAAAAAAUGACUUUUGAUUUUGGUUUGUUGAUGCAAAAUAUCCUUUUUUUAUGCAUUAAACACAAUAAGAGUAGUGAGAAAGUUCAUGAUCUAACAUAUAUAACUUACAAUCAAUGUCUUAAAAAAGAAAAUGUCAGUUUGAUCUUUGUAGCAGCAGAAAAUGAAAAGCAUGAACAAAAAAACGAGAUGCUAAAAGAACGGAUUCUUCUACAAAGAAAUCUGCGGCUGUUUCUCUGUUUGGCUUUGGUUUCAGAGCACGUCUAGCUAUUGUAGAGUAGAUUCAAGUACAGUAGAUUAUCAACUUUCACUCUUGUUUUAUCCAAAUAUGGAAUCCUCCCAGUUGAAUACAUUGAGCCCGGCUUUACCCUUUAAUCUAUUUUGCUAUAAAGCGAGUUUAAUCCCUGACUUAUAUCAAAUACACACAUUUCUCAAAUUUUACGAUUCUGUAAAUGUUAACUCUGACAGUAGAGGGAAAAAAUGCUUUAAGUUGGAGUUAAAAUAAAUAAAAAAAGUUGUUCUUGUUUCUGCCGUGUGGUUUAAAAUCUACAGAGUUCAAAGAUACAGAAAAUAAACCGAGUGGAGCCUCAGAAAACGUUCAGUCGUCUGAAGAAAACGUGGAUUUUGAGGCCAUGAAUUGGAUCUGUAAUUUCUGGCAUUUCAAAGUUCCUCUCCAAAAAAAAAAAGAGCAAAACUCGACAUUUUCUCUGUUUUAUUUGGGUUGUCAAGAAAAAAAUCAAAAUGAUAUUAACUGUUUGCUUAGACUUUUCCUGUUUAGGUGCAUCGUUUUCUUAUUUCUCCUUGUAAAAACAAUCUUUAAUGGGACAUAGAAAAUAAAAAACUGGUUAAGAUCUUAUCAUUUUCAACAGGUGAUUGUCCUAUUUGACUAAAAAUGAAACUCAAUAUGAAAAAGUCAACAGACAGUGAAAGAUCACUUAUGAUCCUGGAAGAUCAUCUGAUUUAUAGCGUAGAUGUUUGACCAAACUGCACAGAAAAACAUUCUUACUGAUCUCAAACAGAGGUCAGGUCAAAGGAAAGCACGCUGCGUAUUCACACGGACAGUUUGGUCGACGAGCUGGAGCCUUAAAGCUCACGUCUCCUCAAGAUGUUGAUCAACCAGAGCUCGCUGUGAAAGAACAAAAGGCCAAUACUCCAUGUGCUUCCAUGUAAGGAUGUCAGAGUCGACUCACUGGAGCCGGUCUGAUGGGAUUUAUGUUCUGCUGCCUGAUUUACUCUCUAAAAACAUAAAUAAAAAAUAAUUGAAAGCAUUGCAACGCUCUUUCAUAAACACUCUGCACUGAUCAGCUGUCAACUAUCAGCUGGCAGCAAACGUGUCGUUCAACUAAAGUUUUAUUUCUGUUAAAAACACAUCAUACACAGUUGUUUUCUGUGAGCUGACCGGUCGUAAACAUGUAAAGUUAGGUUUGAAUAACAAGCAUUGUCGUUACUUUUUUUUUAAAUCUCAUCUUUUUCCCAAAGACUUUCCUGACUGUCGAAUCUUUUAAUUUCACUUUAGAGACAGAAAAGUGGUGCAGCAUAUUUUUAUCUGACAUUUCUGAACAGUUCUUUUCUCCAAAGUCUUACCAGAUCAUUCAAAAAGCAAAUAUUGUUUGUACCUGCAGCUGUGAAACAAUCUUGGGUAAAGAGAAAAGAAAAAUAAAACAAUACCCAAACCACGA
Molecule: messenger RNA, 3438 nt
Organism: Oryzias melastigma (Indian medaka)
Lineage: Eukaryota; Metazoa; Chordata; Actinopteri; Beloniformes; Adrianichthyidae
Product: hyaluronan and proteoglycan link protein 1
Exons: 6
Coding region: 163-1224 (353 amino acids)
Biological process (GO): cell adhesion
Molecular function (GO): hyaluronic acid binding
Source: RefSeq, a predicted model, not a curated record